GGAGCGGAGGAGGAUGGAGGGAGAACUCCCUCCGGCCUUAUCAGGCGCCUGCGGUUCUUAUCACAAUGGCACUCUCUACGUGUUCGGAGGGUGUGACCCCAACGGACACACCAACCAGGUAAGGACAGCAAUUAUCCACCCACUGACCUAGGAUCAGGUCACCCUAAGGCUUGCCGUUUGCGUCCUAGUCGAAACAGUUCGCUAGUCGAAGUUCGGUAGCCAAAGUCUAUGCCCCUUUGUCUGCGAUUGGUCAACAGUAGCGAUUCUUCAAUGAAGUGUUUGUUGUCAUUCAAAGACAGACGACUAGUUUUCAUGCACAUUUUUUCACUUGAGAAUACUGCACCAAACAUUGAUUGCGUGGCUGACCUUCUCGGCAAAAAUGUCAAAAUGAAUUACAGAUUUCUUGAGUUAUUAAUUCAGACUAUUUUGAAGAAGUGUACUUUUGCUACAGUGUCUCAAGAGGGACAAACAGUAAUAUUGCUGCUUUUUUCUCGUUUUCCAAGCGAAGGUAUUUUAAGGGAGAAUGCAAGCACAGAUGUUCACUUUUCCUAGCUAAGUUCUGCUAGGAGCAAACCGAACCUAUGUAUGAGGAUGCCUUUACCCAGCUGUAUCCUUUUCCCCUUGGAGGUACAAAGUGUUAAAGUGAAACUGACCUCAGAUCAGAUUGUGUGAUUGAUAGGGGCCUGUUAAGAGAAUCAAGAAAGGCCAAAAGCUGUCUGACGUGUUUUGUUUUCCUCAUGGCCAAGUAGCAUGGGCUGUAACUUGAUAUCACAGAAGUGCAGACAGAAAGACACAGGAAUGUAUUAGUGUCAUUCGUAUGAACUGUGUUCAUGAGAAAGUGGCUGCUUGUCGAUUUGGAAGUGAAUUGGAAGCUGACUUUGUGAGAAGGGACUUCGAAAUGGUCCUGGGUAGCCUAUUAAAUCCGGGCUUGGGAAAGUUAAAUAAAUGUUUUCUUUGGUAUAACAAGAAAAGUAACCUUUCGUGGUAGUUGUUAGUACACUAAUAAUAAUUCGAAAGGUAUAAGAAAUAUGGUAGUAGCUCCACCUUGCUCUCUGAUCUGCUAAGUGGAAUUCACGCUAUAUCAUUCGAUGUACUUUGUUGUCCAUUUACAUGCAAAUUCAUUUUGUGAAUUCUGCAUACAAAUACACAAAAACAAUACACUGUAAUACAUGGAAUGCAGAAAAGACUGGAUAGUUAAUGCACACAUAUUCACUGUCGCUGCGGCCUACUGUCCGACCAUGUAUUGGACCUACAUCUGUCCUAUGUCCCACUGUUCAGCAGCCCGAUGGCCAUCGGAAUAAAACUUAACCUGCUCCUAUUCUUGCUGAACAGUGUUAUCUUACGGUAUAUCUCCUUCUGGAGGGCAGCAGCUCAAAACAUUGGGUAAGGUUGUGUGUGGGGUCCUCUAUGAAUCGUUUGGCCUUGUCCAUUGCCCGUCUAUCAAAGAUUCCCUGAAGACCCUGGGUGUUGACAUGCAGUUCAAAUCCAAUUUUAUUUGUCACAUGCGGCGAAUAUAACCGAACCGGUGUAGACUUUACCGUGAAAUGCUUACUUACGAGACCUUUCCCAACAAUGCAGAGUUAAAAUGUAACAAAAGAUUAGCAACAAAAAAAAGGGAAAUAGUAACACAAUAAAAUAACAAUAAUGAGGCUAGAGUCCAGUGAGUGUGCAUAGAGCCAGUGCAAAAAAUUAAUUCAUAUACAGUGAGGGAAAAAAGUAUUUGAUCCCCUGCUGAUGUUGUACGUUUGCCCACUAACAAAGACAUGAUCAGUCUAUAAUUUUAAUGGUAGGUUUAUUUGAACAGUGAGAGACAGAAUAACAACAAAAAAAUCCAGAAAAACGCAUGUCAAAAAUGUUAUAAAUUGAUUUGCAUUUUAAUGAGGCAAAUAAGUAUUUGACCUCUCUGCAAAAUAUUACUUAGUACUUGGUGGCAAAACCCUUGUUGGCAAUCACAGAGGUCAGACGUUUCUUGUAGUUGGCCACCAGGUUUGCACACAUCUCAGGAGGGAUUUUGUCCCACUCCUCUUUGCAGAUCUUCUCCAAGUCAUUAAGGUUUCGAGCCUGACGUUUGGCAACUCGAACCUUCAGCUCCCUCCACAGAUUUUCUAUGGGAUUAAGGUCUGGAGACUGGCUAGGCCACUCCAGGACCUUAAUGUGCUUCUUCUUGAGCCACUCCUUUGUUGCCUUGGCCGUGUGUUUUGGGUCAUUGUCAUGCUGGAAUACCCAUCCACGACCCAUUUUCAAUGCCCUGGCUGAGGGAAGGAGGUUCUCACCCAAGAUUUGAUGGUACAUGGCCCCGUCCAUCGUCCCUUUGAUGCGGUGAAGUUGUCCUGUCCCCUUAUCAGAAAAACACCCCCAAAGCAUAAUGUUUCCACCUCCAUGUUUGAUGGUGGGGAUGGUGUUCUUGGGGUCAUAGGCAGCAUUCCUCCUCCUCCAAACACGGCGAGUUGCGUUGAUGCCAAAGAGCUCAAUUUUGGUCUCAUCUGACCACAACACUUUCACCCAGUUCUCCUCUGAAUCAUUCAGAUGUUCAUUGUUAAACUUCAGACGGGCCUGUAAAUGUGCUUUCUUGAGCAGGGGGACCUUGCGGGCGCUGCAGGAUUUCAGUCCUUCACGGCGUUGUGUGUUACCAAUUGUUUUCUUGGUGACUAUGGUCCCAGCUGCCUUGAGAUCAUUGACAAGAUCCUCCCGUGUAGUUCUGGGCUGAUUCCUCACCGUUCUCAUGAUCAUUGCAACUCCACGAGGUGAGAUCUUGCAUGGAGCCCCAGGCAGAGGGAGAUUGACAGUUCUUUUGUGUUUCUUCCAUUUGCGAAUAAUUGCACAAACUGUUGUCACCUUCUGACCAAGCUGCUUGGCGAUGGUCUUGUAACCCAUUCCAGCCUUGUGUAGGUUUACAAUCUUGUCCCUGACAUCCUUGGAGAGCUCUUUGGUCUUGGCCAUGGUGGAGAGUUUGGAAUCUGAUUGAUUGAUUGCUUCUGUGGACAGGUGUCUUUUAUACAGGUAAUAAACUGAGAUUAGGAGCACUCCCUUUAAGAGUGUGCUCCUAAUCUCAGCUCGUUACCUGUAUAAAAGACACCUGGGAGCCAGAAAUCUUUCUGAUUGAGAGGGGUCAAAUACUUAUUUCCCUCAUUUAAAAUGCAAAUCAAUUUAUAAUAUUUUUGACAUGCGUCUUUCUGGAUUUUGUUGUUGUUAUUCUGUCUCUCACUGUUCAAAUAAACCUACCAUUAAAAUUAUAGACUGAUCAUUUCUUUGUCAGUGGGCAAACGUACAAAAUCAGCAGGGGAUCAAAUACUGUUUUCCCUCACUGUAGGGGUCAAUUGAUUAUCUGCUCAGCAGUCUUAUGGCUUGAGGGUAGAAGCUGUUCAUGAGCCUUUUGUCCCAGACUUGGCGCUCCGGUACCGCUUGCCAUGCGGUAGCAGAGAUAAUAGUCUAUGACUUGGGUGGCUGGAGUCUAUGACAAUUUUUAGGGCCUUCCUCUGACACUGCUUGGUAUAGAGGUCCUGGAUGGCAGGGAGGUCGGCUCCAGUGAUUUAUUGGGCCGUACGCACUACCCUGUGUAGCACCUUGCGGUCGGAUGCCAAGCAGUUGCCAUACCAUGCAGUGACGCAGUCAGUCAAGAUGCUCUCAAUGGUGCAGCUGUAAAACCUUUUGAGGAUCUGAGGGCCCAUGACAAAUCUUUUCAGCUUCCUGAGGGGGAAGAAGUGUUGUCGUGCCCUCUUCAUGACUGUGUUGGUGUGUUUGGACCAUGAUAGGUCCUUAGUGAUGUGGACACCGAUGAACUUUAAACUCUCAACCCGCUCCACUACAGCCCUAUUGAUGUGAAUGGGGGCGUGCUCGGCCCUCUGUUUCCUGUAGUCCACGAUCAGCUCCUUUAUCUUGCUGACGUUAAGGGGAGAGGUUGUUGACCUGGCACCACACUGCCUGGUCUCUGACCUCCUCCCUAUAGGUUGUCUCAUCGUCGUCGGUGUUCAGGCCUACCACCGUUGUGUCAUCGGCAAACUUAAUGAUGGUGUUGGAGUUGUGUGCGGCCACGCAGUCAUGGGUGAACGGGGAGUACAGGAGGGUACUAAGCACGCAGUUGUGUCAGUCGCAGGAGGUACAGUCGUUGUUGGAAUUUUUAUUGAUGUUUUGAGUGUUGCCAUUAAAAGCGAGUGUGCUGUCCAUGAUAUUCCCCAGGUACUUGAAACUCCACACUCUCUCUGCCUGUUCAACACCCAGGAAUAGCUGGCUUCCUCUGCCUUCAUCUGGAAAUCAAUGAGCAUUUAUUUUGUUGAUGUUGAGUGUGAGGUUGUUGUUAUGGCACCAGUCAUAAACCCUGUUUACUUCUGUUUGGAAAUGCAUUGUGUCAUCUGAGAGGUCGACAAGGGUGGCGUCGUCUGCGUAUUUCACUGCCAAGCAGUCCCUGUCUGAGCCUUUCAUGUCAUUGGUGUAUAUGGAGACUAGCACUGGAGAGAUUCGUUCUUUGGAACCAGUAGAUGUACACAGAGGAAGGAAUGUUGUGUUGUUGAUCUUGGCAUACUGUCCACUGUUCAGCAGGAAGUCCAGCACCCACAAGGUAAUGCUGGGAUCUACCUGUAGGUGGGAGAGCUUUUCACAGAGAAGGUGAGGCUGCAUGCAGUUGAAAAGCAGAGGAGAAUUCCAGGAAAAGACACACACAUACGAGUGACAGUGGAGAUCCGGUGGGACCAUUCUACCCAAUGAGAGGGCAGAUACACGUGUGAACAACAGGCACAACUAAGUAGUUUUUCUCAAAGUUGCCGGAAUGCCAUGUGCAUCCACUUAUAUCAGUACAUUUGUAACAACCUAAACAUGACGAAACUUCUAUUAGAUCAAAUAAGCCUCAUGUAAUUCGACACUCUCUCAUAGACCCCCAUAUAUAAAAAGGGCUUAUCUCACGCGGACAUAUUUUGGGUGGUGUAAAUAGUUUCGCUUUGCCUCUUCCUCUCUGUCCACGUUGAACACGAUAGGGGCGUUGAAGCCAUUUUCAAUGGAGGAAGCGAAGUGGGCAGGGUGACCAUUGGGCGAUACGAGCAUGGGCGAGUGAACAGGGUGUGCCCUAAGUUGGGGAAAGCGGAACUUUAUGCAAAUACUCAUCGCAGCUUGAUUGACCAAUCGAAGUUCACUAUAGCUUCCAGCCCCUACUGGACUGGCUGUUGAUACCUGCAGUUGAAGUCAGAAGUUUACAUACACCUUAGCCAAAUACAUCUCAGUUUUUCACAAUUCCUGACAUUUAAUCCUAGUAAAAAGUCCCUGUCAUAGGUCAGUUAGGAUCACCACUUUAUUUUAAGAAUGUGAAAUGUCAGAAUAAUAGUAGAGAGUGAUUUAUUUAAGCUUUUAUUACUUUCAUCACAUUCCCAGCGGGUCAAAAGUUUACAUACACUCAAUUAGUAUUUGGUAGCAUUGCCAUUAAAUUGUUUAACUUGGGUCAAACGUUUCAGGUAGCCUUCCACAAACUUCCCACAAUAAGUUGAGUGAAUUUUGGCCCAUUCCUCCUGACAGAGCUGGUGUAACUGAGUCAGGUUUGUAGGCCUUGCUCAUACACGCUUUUUGAGUUCUGCCCACACAUUUUCUAUAGGAUUGAGGUCAGGGCUUUGUGAUGGCCACUCCAAUACCUUGACUUUGUUGUCCUUAAGCCAUUUUGCCACAACUUUGGAAGUAUGCUUGGGGUCAUUGUCCAUUUGGAAGACCCAUUUGCGACCAAGCUUUAACUUCCUGACUGAUGUCUUGAGAUGUUGCUUCAAUAUAUCCACAUAAUUUUCCUUCCUCAUGAUGCCAUCUAUUUUGUGAAGUGCACCAGUCCCUCCUGCAGCAAAGCACCCCCACAGCAUGAUGCUGCCACCCCCGUGCUUCACGGUUGGGAUGGUGUUCUUCAGCUUGCAAGCAUCCCCCUUUUUCCUCCAAACAUAACAAUGGUCAUUAUGGCAAAACAGUUAUAUUUUUGUUUCAUCAGAACAGAGGACAUUUCUCCAAAAAGUACGAUCUUUGUCCCCAUGUGCAGUUGCAAACCGUAGUCUGGCUUUUUUAUGGCUGUUUUGGAGCAGUUGCUUCUUCCUUGCUGAGUGGCCUUUCAGGUUACAGUGGGGGAAAAAAGUAUUUAGUCAGCCACCAAUUGUUCAAGUUCUCCCACUUAAAAAGAUGAGAGCGGCCUGUAAUUUUCAUCAUAGAUACACGUCAACUAUGACAGACAAAAGGAGGAAAAAAAAUCCAGAAAAUCACAUUGUAGGAUUUUUAAUGAAUUUAUUUGCAAAUUAUGGUGGAAAAUAAGUAUUUGGUCAAUAACAAAAGUUUCUCAAUACUUUGUUAUAUACCCUUUGUUGGCAAUGACACAGGUCAAACGUUUUCUGUAAGGCUUCACAAGGUUUUCACACACUGUUGCUGGUAUUUUGGCCCAUUCCUCCAUGCAGAUCUCCUCUAGAGCAGUGAUGUUUUGGGGCUGUCGCUGGGCAACACGGACUUUCAACUCCCUCCAAAGAUUUUCUAUGGGGUUGAGAUCUGGAGACUGGCUAGGCCACUCCAGGACCUUGAAAUGCUUCUUACGAAGGCACUCCUUCGUUGCCCGGCAGUGUGUUUGGGAUCAUUGUCAUGCUGAAAGACCCAGCCACGUUUCAUCUUCAAUGCCCUUGCUGAUGGAAGGAGGUUUUCACUCAAAAUCUCACGAUACAUGGCCCCAUUCAUUCUUUCCUUUACACGGAUCAGUCGUCCUGGUCCCUUUGCAGAAAAACUGCCCCAAAGCAUGAUGUUUCCACCCCCAUGCUUCACAGUAGGUAUGGUGUUCUUUGGAUGCAACUCAGCAUUCUUUGUCCUCCAAACAUGACGAGUUGAAACUUUACCAAAAAGUUCUAUUUUGGUUUCAUCUGACCAUAUGACAUUCUCCCAAUCCUCUUCUGGAUCAUCCAAAUGCACUCUAGCAAACUUCAGAUGGGCCUGGACAUGUACUGGCUUAAGCAGGGGGACACAUCUGGCACUGCAGGAUUUGAGUCCCUGGCGGCGUAGUGUUUGCUCCCACAGUUGAUUUCUUCAAACCAAGCUGUUUACCUAUUGCAGAUUCAGUCUUCCCAGCCUGGUGCAGGUCUACAAUUUUGUUUCUGGUGUCCUUUGACAGCUCUUUGGUCUUGGCCAUAGUGGAGUUUGGAGUGUGACUGUUUGAGGUUGUGGACAGGUGUCUUUUAUACUGAUAACAAGUUCAAACAGGUGCCAUUAAUACAGGUAACGAGUGGAGGACAGAGGAGCCUCUUAAAGAAGAAGUUACAGGUCUGUGAGAGCCAGAAAUCUUGCUUGUUUGUAGGUGACCAAAUACUUAUUUUCCACCAUAAUUUGCAAAUAAAUUCAUUAAAAAUCCUACAAUGUGAUUUUCUGGAUUUUUUUUCCUCAAUUUGUCUGUCAUAGUUGACUUGUACCUAAGAUGAAAAUUACAGGCCUCUCUCAUCUUUUUAAGUGGGAGAACUUGCACAAUUGGUGGCUGACUAAAUACUUUUUUCCCCCCACUGUAUGUCGAUAUAGGACUUGUUUUACUGUGGAUAUAGAUAUUUUUGUACCUGUUUCCUCCAGCAUCUUCACAAGGUACUUUGCUGUUGUUCUGGGAUUGAUUUGUACUUUUCUCACCAAAGUACGUUAAUCUCUAGUAGACAGAACUCGUCUCCUUCCUGAGCGGUAUGACGGCUGCGUGGUCCCAUGAUGUUUAUACUUGUGUACUCUUGUUUGUACAGAUGAACGUGGUACCUUCAGGCGUUUGGAAAUUGCUCCUAAGAAUGAACCAGACUUGUGGAGGUGUACACAUUUUUUUCUGAGGCCUUGGCUGAUUUCUUUUGAUUUUCCCAUGAUGUCAAGCAAAGGUAGGCCUUGGAAUACAUCCACAGGUACACCUCCAAUUGACUCAAAUGAUGUCAAUUAGCCUAUCAGAAGCUUCUAAAGCCAUGACAUCAUUUUCUGGAAUUUUCCAAGCUGUUUAAAGGCACAGUCAACUUAGUGUAUGUAAACUUCUGACCAACUGGAAUUGUGAUACAGUGAAUUAUAAGUGAAAUAAUCUGUCUGUAAACAAUUUUUGGGAAAAUUACUUGUGUCAUGCACAAAGUAGAUGUCCAAACCGACUUGCCAAAACUAUAGUUUGUUAUCAAGAAAUUGGUGGAGUGGUUGAAAAACAAGUUUUAAUGACUCCAACCUAAGUGUAUGUAAACUUCCGACUUCAACUGUAGCAGUACAUAGCUAGCGUGGCUAUCCGUAUAGUGAAUCACGGCAAUUUGUCACGGUGCUGUGCCACACCGUCAGGACUGCAUCUUCCCCUGAUCUGUUCUUCAAAUCAAAUGUUAUUUGCCACAUGCGCCGAACACAACAGGUGUAGACCUUACAGUGAAAUGCUUACUUACAAGCCCUUAACCAACAAUGCAGUUUUUAAGAAAAAAAAAAAAGUGUUAAGUAGAAAAUAGCAAAUAACUAAAGAGCAGCAGUAAAAUAAAAUAACAGUAGGGAGACUAUAUACAGGGGGGUACCGGUACAGAUUCAAUGUGCGGGGACACUGGUUAGUCGAGGUAAUUUAGGUAAUAUGUACAUAUGGGUAGAGUUAAAGUGACUAUGCAUAAAUAAUAAACAGAGUAGCACCAGCGUAAAAGAGGGGGGUGGAGUGGGGGGUCAAUGCAAAUAGUCCGGGUAGCCAUGAUUAGCUGUUCAGGAGUCUUAUGGCUUGGGGGUAGAAGCUGUUAAGAAGCCUUUUGGACCUAGACUUGGCGCGCCGGUCCCGCUUGCCGUGCGGUAGCAGAGAGAACAGUCUAUGACUAGGGUGGCUGGAGUCGUUGACAAUUUUUAGGGCCUUCCUCUGACACCGCCUGGUAUAGAGGUCCUGGAUGGCAGGAAGCUUGGCCCCAGUGAUGUACUGGGCCGUACGCACUACCCUCUGUAGUGCCUUGUGGUCGGAGGCCGAGCAGUUGCCAUACCAGGCGGUGAUGCAACCAGUCAGGAUGCUCUCGAUGGUGCCGCUGUAUAACUUUUUGAGGAUCUGAGGACCCAUGCCAAAUCUUUUCAGUCUUUUCAGAGGCUUUCUCGUGCCCUCUUCACGACUGUCUUUGUGUGUUUGGACCAUGUAGUGGAACAGCUCUCAACCUGUUCCACUAUCCUGGCACCACACGGCCAGGUCUCUGACCUCCUCCCUAUAGGCUGUCUCAUCGUUGUUGGUGAUUAGGCCUACCACUGUUGUGUUGUCGGCAAACUUAAUGAUGUUGUUGGAGUCGUGGGUGAACAGGGAGUACAGGAGGGGACUGAGCACGCACCCCUGAGGGGCUCCCGUGUUGACGAUCAGCGUGGCAGAUGUGUUGUUACCUACCCUUACCACCUGGGCGCGGCCCAUCAGGAAGUCCAGGAUCCAGUUGCAGAGGAAGGUGUUUAGUCCCAGGGUCCUUAGCUUAGUGAUGAGCUUUGAGGGCACUAUGGUGUUGAAUGCUGAGGUGUAGUCAAUGAAUAGCAUUCUCACAUAGGUGUUCCUCUUGUCCAGGGCAGUGUGGAGUGCAAUAGAGAUUGCAUCAUCUGUGGAUCUGUUGGGGCGAUAUGCAAAUUGGAAUGGGUCUAGGGUUUCUGAGAGAAUGGUGUUGAUGUGAGCUAUGAUCAAAGCACUUAAUGGCUACAGACGUGAGUGCUACAGGUCGGUAGUCAUUUAGGCAUGUUAUCUUACUGUUCUUGUGCACAGGGACUAUGGUGGUCUGCUUGAAACAUGUUGGUAUUACAGACUCAGUCAGGGACAUGUUGAAAAUGUCAGUGAAGACACUUGCCAGUUGGUCAGCGCAUGCUCAGAGUACACGUCCUGGUAAUCUGAAUGUUGACCUGCUUAAAAGUCUUACUCACAUCGGCUACGGAGAGCGUGAUCACAUAGUCAUCCGGAACAGCUGAUGCGCUCAUUCAUGCUUCAGUGUUGCUUGCCUCAAAGUGAGCAUAGAAGUGAUUUAGCUCGUCUGGUAGGCUUGUGUCACUGGGCAGCUCGCGGCUGUGCUUCCCUUUGUAGUCUGUAAUAGUUUUGAAGCCCUGCCACAUCCGACGAGCGUCAGAGCCGGUGUAGUACGAUUCAGUCUUAGUCCUACAUUAACUCUUUGCCUGUUUGAUGGUUCGUCGGAGGUCAUAGCGGGAUUUCUUAUAAGCGUCCGGGUUAGAGUCCCGCUCCUUAAAGCGGCAGCUCUACCCUUUAGCUCAGUGCGGAUGUUGCCUGUAAUCCAUGGCUUCUGGUUGGAGUAUGUACGUACGGUCACUGUGGGGAUGACGUCAUAUAUGCACUUGUUGAUGAAGCCAGUGACUGAUGUGGUGUACUCCUCAAAGCUAUCGGAAGAAUCCCGGAACAUAUUCCAGUCUGUGCUAGCAAAACAGUCCUGUAGCUUAGCAUCUGCGUCAUCUGACCACUUCCUUAUUAACUGAGUCACUGGUGCUUCCUGCUUUAGUUUUUGCUUAUAAGCAGGAAUCAGGAGGAUAGAGUUAUGGUCAGAUUUGCCAAAUGGAGGGCGAGGGAGAGCUUUGUAUACAUCUCUGUGUGUGGAGUAACGGUGGUGAAGUUAUUUUUUUUUUUUUUCUCUGGUUGCACAUUUAACAUGCUGGUAAAAAUUAGGUAGAACGGUUUUAAGUUUCCCUGCAUUAAAGUCCCCGUCCACUAGGAGUGCUGCCUCUGGAUGAGCGUUUUCCUGUUUGCUUAUGGCCUUAUACAGCUCAUUGAGUGCAAUCUUAGUGCCAGCAUGUUUGUAAAUAGACAGCUAUGAAAAAUAUAGAUGAAAACUCUCUUGGUAAAUAGUGUGGUCUACAGCUUAUCAUGAGAUACUCUACCUCAGGCGAGCAAAACCUCGAGACUUCCUUAAUAUUUUAUAUUAAUAUUAGAUUUUAUGCACCAGCUGUUGUUUACAAAUAUACACAGACCGCCAACCCUUGUCUUACCGGAGUCAGCCGUUCUAUCCUGCCGAUGUAGCGUAUAUCCCAUCCAGCUGUAUGUUAUCCAUGCCGUCGUUCAGCCACUACUCUGUGAAACAUAAGAUAUUACAGUUUUUAAUGUCCCAUAAUCUUAGGCCGUCCAAUUUAUUUUCAAAUGAUUGAACAUUGGCUAAUAGGAUUGAUGGAAGAGGCAGUUUACUCGCUCGCCGUCGGAUCCUUACAAGGCACUCCGACCUACGUCCACGAUAUCUCCGUCUCUUUCUCAUGCGAAUGACGGGGAUUUGGGCCUUGUUGGGUGUCUGUAGAAUAUCCUUCGCGUCCGACUCGUUGAAGAAAAAACUUUGUCCAAUACGAGGUGAGUAAUCGCUGUCCUGAUAUCCAGAAGCUCUUUUUGGUCAUAAGAGACGGUGGCAGAAACAUUAUUACAUUUACAUUUUAGUAAUUUAGCAGACGCUCUUAUCCAGAGCGACUUACAGUUAGUGAAUACAUAUUUUUUUAUACUGGCCCCCCGUGGGAAUCGAACUCACAACCCUGGCGUUGCAAACGCCAUGCUCUAUCAACUGAGCUACAUCCCUGCCGGCCAUUCCCUUCCCUACCCUGGACGACGCUGGGCCAAUUGUGCGCCGCCCAUGAGUCUCCCAGUCGCGGCCGGCUGCGACAGAGCCUGGAUUCGAACCAGGAUCUCUAGUGGCACAGUUAGCACUGCGAUGCAGUGCCUUAGACCACUGCGCCACUCAGGAGUACAAUUAUGUACAGACUAUAUUACAAAUAACGCGAAAAACGCACAUAAUAGUACAAUUGGUUAGAGGGCUGUAAAACGGCAGCCAUCUUCUCCGGCGCCAUUCCUUCCUGUAUACAAACUGCGUUGGGUCAAGGGCUCCAUCCACAUGUGACCUGAGACGUGUUGGCAUCAAGCUCUCAAGGCACUUCACAACGACUGACAUUAAUGAUACAAUAUACUUUAUUGUCCAUUUACAUGGAAAUUCAUUUAGUGACAUCAGCAUACAAAUACAAAAAACACAACACAAUAUAUUACAUGCAGUACGGAAAAGUUAUGAUACACAUUUACAUUUUCACAUAUUCAAAGUCUCUGCUGCAUCUGUCCUAUGACCCACUGCCCCAGGGCGGUAUUCUGCUGGGUUGUUCUUCUUUGGAACUGGUCAGAUCUCAGAGGUCUUCCAGAGUGAGGGAACCAUGUGUUCUGAGAGGGAGUUGUUAAAGUGGAACUGGCAGCAUUUUAGCAACAUAAAAUCUUAUUAAAAUCUGUUUAUAUACACUCCCACGAAGAAUAUGACACUUAAAAAAAAAAAACAGGCGAGCACUUGGAUAUGGUCAUUUUCAAAUUUUUAAUAAAAUUCUUAGAAUGAUGGAGAAUUACGUACAGUGGGGAAAAAAGUAUUUAGUCAGCCACCAAUUGUGCAAGUUCUCCCACUUAAAAAGAUGAGAGAGGCCUGUAAUGUUCAUCAUAGGUACACGUCAACUAUGACAGACAAAAUGAGGAAAAAAAUUCCAGAAAAUCACAGUGUAGGAUUUUUUAUGAAUUUAUUUGCAAAUUAUGGUAGAAAAUAAGUAUUUGGUCAAGAACAAAAGUUUCUCAAUACUUUGUUAUAUACCCUUUGUUGGCAAUGACACAGGUCAAACGUUUUCUGUAAGUCUUCACAAGGUUUUCACACACUGUUGCUGGUAUUUUGGCCCAUUCCUCCAUGCAGAUCUCCUCUAGAGCAGUGAUGUUUUGGGGCUGUCGCAGGGCAACAUGGACAUUCAACUCCCUCCAAAGAUUUUCUAUGGGGUUGAGAUCUGGAGACUGGCUAGGCCACUCCAGGACCUUGAAAUGCUUCUUACGAAGCCACUCCUUCGUUGCCCGGGCGGGGUGUUUGGGAUCAUUGUCAUGCUGAAAGACCCAGCCACGUUUCAUCUUCAAUGCCCUUGCUGAUGGAAGGAGGUUUUCACUCAAAAUCUCACGAUACAUGGCCCCAUUCAUUCUUUCCUUUACACGGAUCAGUCGUCCUGGUCCCUUUGCAGAAAAACAGCCCCAAAGCAUGAUGUUUCCACCCCCAUGCUUCACAGUAGGUAUGGUGUUCUUUGGAUGCAACUCAGCAUUCUUUGUCCUCCAAACACGACGAGUUGAGUUUUUACCAAAAAGUUAUAUUUUGGUUUCAUCUGACCAUAUGACAUUCUCCCAUUCCUCUUCUGGAUCAUCCAAAUGCACUCUAGCAAACUUCAGAUGGGCCUGGACAUGUACUGGCUUAAGCAGGGGGACACAUCUAGCACUGCAGGAUUUGAGUCCCUGGCGGCGUAGUGUGUUUACUGAUGGUAGGCUUUGUUACUUUGGUCCCAGCUCUCUGCAGGUCAUUCACUAGGUCCCCCCGUGUGGUUCUGGGAUUUUUGCUCACCAUUCUUGUGAUAAUUUUGACCCCACGGGGUGAGAUCUUGCGUGGAGCCCCAGAUCGAGGGAGAUUAUCAGUGGUCUUGUAUGUCUUCCAUUUCCUAAUAAUUGCUCCCACAGUUGAUUUCUUCUUACCAAGCUAUUGCAGAUUCAGUCUUCCCAGCCUGGUGCAGGUCUAUAAUUUUGUUUCUGGUGUUCUUUGACAGCUCUUUGGUCUUGGCCAUAGUGGAGUUUGGAGUGUGACUGUUUGAGGUUGUGGACAGGUGUCUUUUAUACUGAUAACAAGUUCAAACAGGUGCCAUUAAUACAGGUAACGAGUGGAGGACAGAGGAGCCUCUUAAAGAAGAAGUUACAGGUCUGUGAGAGCCAGAAAUCUUGCUUGUUUGUAGGUGUCCUAAUACUUAUUUUCCACCAUAUUUUGCAAAUAAAUUCAUUAAAAAUCCCUACAAUGUGAUUUUCUGGAAUUUUUUUACAGGCCUCUCAUCUUUUUUAAGUGGGAGAACUUGCACAAUUGGUGGCUGACUAAAUACUUUUUUCCCCCACUGUAUACUAAGGCAUUUGUGAAAAUUCUAUAGGGACAUAGUGGGAAAGUGGCUGUGCGUUUGGACAAUUAAUAGACACUGCAGUAAAUAAAAAUAUCUGUCUUGUCCAGGACCUGAGUCUAGGCAGACCGGUCCGCCAUAGCCAAUCAGAGGUACAGUAGGCCUAUAUGCAAACAAGCCAUUUGCCACAAGGGCCAUCAUUCACUUUGAAUUGGACUGUGUGUUUACAGGCAGUUGUAAAAGCGCGACUUUCGAUCAUUAGAACGCAUUCGGCAAAAUCCACUUGAAUGGAUUUCCUCAAAUAUGUAAAUAGCACGGGAGUCCGCUUACAUUUGGGAACUUUACAGUCCUAUUAAUCAAACAACCAUAAAAAGGUAGGCUAUCUUUCUCUGUAUGCACAUCAACAACAAGAUCAACAACUAAUGCUAGCCAGAGCAAGAUGAGCUAAAAUCUACCAAAGGAACAUUAGAUAAACCCUCUGAAACUUUUCAGCUAGUUGGCCGUCAAAAUUGCACUGAUAAACUAUGGGGAAUAGCCUGCUCGUCCUUCUGCAGCUUGCCUGCCAAUGCAUGCCGUUGUCCCAACCAAGCACCCAAGCUAACUGGCUAAAGUUGGCUAGCUUGCUACCUAGCUACUUUCAGACACAAAUGAGAGAAUACCUCACUGACCAUUUUACUCACCCUAGCACUGAAAUCGAAAGUAGAUAGCUAGCCAGAGUGAAUUUGCAAAUGCAAGAGAUAUGCUAACUGGAUAACAGUCGUUCAGCAUAGCUAGCUAGCAAAGCGAUUCACAUUUCUUGCUAGCUAACCAAAUGACAAGUGCUUCUCUAGCUGUGUAGCCACCGAAAAACGAUACGAGGGGGAAAAGUCAGUCACUCACCCACUCCUCCAAUGACAUGAUGUCCUCUAGCCAACGUUAGGCUCUGUGUUUUUAGCUUGCUAUAUAAAUAAUACGCUAGCAUAUUAGCCACGUUAUGACUGACUUGUGAUCAUUACCCUUUCUAGAUUGAUUGUAUUGACAUUCCCAGCAUUAGUUACAUUCGUCCAUUUAUGUUCAAAAUAUUGAGUAAUUGAAACUGAAACAGUGCAUCCCGAAUGGAGGCAGCAAACAAUGUACCAGGCCAGCUGUGAUUUACAACCUGAUAGCAAUUUGUUUUGGACUACCAAGAAAUGUAUUGGUGAAUUAUAUUAAUCAUGCAUUGAGCUGCAUCCAUCUAUUCUGCCAACAAUGCCUUAGUGUACGUCAUGGAAUGUUGAGUCAAAUAUAACAAAAAAAUGUUUUAAACCUCUUAUAAAGGUUAUUUUUAAUAAACUGGGAAUUUGAUAUUUUUGACUGAUAUUAUGAUUGUCUGUUUUCAUAUCUGCAAAGUACUUAAAACACUGUCAGUUCCACUUUAAGGAGAGUGCAAAAGUUGUCUGGCAGUUCAUCUGAGCAUUCCUUCAGUAGCCGUCCCUUGGUUUCCACGUUCUUUUUGUAGUUGUCUUUAGCCUGGGCUAUUUGUUGUUUUAUGGUCCCCUGCAGUUUUCACUUCCCUUUGGUUGCCGGCAGAAAGGGCUGUCUGUUUCAGCUCUGCAGUAAUCCAAGGCUUGUUAUUUGGAUAGCAUUUCACCGUCUUUGUGGGGAUUAACAUGCCCUCACAGAAAUGGAUGUAUGCAGUCACUGCUGAUACUGACUCGUUCAUGGUCUGGUCCAUUGUAAAAAUUUCCCAGUUUGUACAGGAAAAUUUGUGCAGGCUGUCUGUCGUUUCCUCUGACCAUCCAUAUCUGAACUACCCUUUCCUAUGCUUUUCCUGCUCCAAUUUCUGUUUGUAUUUUGUUAGUACUGGAGGCUUCUGCAGUGACUUAUAUGCCCUGUUAAUAUUACCAUAACACAAGUCCUAAUUUCCUAUCUCCCCUUGUGCUACAAAUAACAUAUUGUUCAUAGUUUUGUAGGCCAGUGUGAAGUGAGCAGGAGUUAAAAUCACAAGAGUAUGAUUUUAGGUGCUUCAAGGGACAAAUUGGUAGGUGAUGUGAGCAGCAAUUGUAGUAGUAUGCUGUGGGUGGUACAUAAACAGCUGUGAUAAACACUGAAAUGGCGCAAUGAGAUGCAUAACAUUUCAACAUCUUUUGCUCUUGAUGUUUAUGGAAGAACACCAGAAUUUGUUUAUGUAGAAACACACCCCUCCUCCGGUGAUUGCCAGGUCGCGAUCUGCGUGAAUGGGACCAUAAAAUCCAUUCAAUUUCAGCACAUCAUUAGAAAUCUCAUCAGCUAACCAAGUCUCUGUAAAACAGAGAAUGAAAUCAUCUCUAUAUUCACUCAGAAAGCAGGCAUUGGCGAGAUCAUUAAGAAACUAAACUGACACACACACAGCUAUGUCUUACUAUACUUGACUUUUUGGGGACCAACAAUUGAUUCCCAUUCAAAAUCCUAUUUUCCCUAACCCCUAAACAUUACCCUAAACUAAACCACUAACCCAAAAUCAAACCUAACCUCUAAGCCUAAAAUAGCCUUUUUACAAGUGGGGAACGGCAAAAUGUGCUCAUUUCUCUGGAUUUUAGUUGGUUUACUAUUCUUGUGAGGACUUAUGGUACUCACAAGUAUAGUAAAACGUGUACACACACACAAACCAACAUAGGGCUACAUUGCUUAUACCCUAUAUGAAAUCCUCUCGCAUCUAAACAAGUGCCUAGGCGGAUGGGGUUGUUUCUGGACAGGGCCUAUACCUUUAUCUGUCCACUGCUUGUGUUAAAAUGAGAGAGUAAUGUUCCUGUGUUGCUGUCUGCAGCUUUACAGUGUUGACCUGCUGGAAGAAUGUUACACCUGGAGGAGAGUGACAGACGCCCGGGGAAACACCCCCUCACCCAGAGACAAACACUCCUGUUGGGUAAACCGAGACAGGUACACACACACACACAUCAUAUGUUUUACUAUGCUUUAAAUAGAUUUCCAUUCAAAACGUAACCCCUAACCCUAACUCCUUACCCUAAACCUCUAACCCUAAUUGUAACCCUAACCACUAAGCUUAAAAUAGACUUUUUACUCGUUGAAAUAAAUUUUCCUUGUAUUACUAUCAUUGUGGGGAUUUCCGGUACCCACAAGGAUAGUAAUACACACACACACACACACACACACACACAAAGACCAACAUGGUUACAGAACUUUGUCAGUGGGCUAUCUCUGCAAGCACUAAAGUAAUGUACACACACACACACACACACAAUGCACUGCAGGAAGCCAUAGCUACCAUUCAUGUGUGCAAUAAAAUAAAUAUGUAUGUAGGGUUGCAAAGGGAAGGUAUAUUACUGUAAACUUUUGAAGUUUACCAUAAACUUCCAGAAUUUUGUUAAUUUCUAAGGAUUUUAUGGAAUUUUCAUCACAUGACAUCUAGUGGCCUUUUUGGGUACUUCAGAUUAUCAAAGGUGUCUGUAAAUAUCUCUGGCCCUCUUUGUGGCCUUAUCUGUCCCACUAUUGUUUGUGGAGAUGCUCUGAUGAUGGUUGACUGGCCGAAAGCAUUUCCUCUAUAAAACAUAUAAAAAAAAAAAAUUGCAUCUGACUUUUUCCUGUUUCUCCAGUUUUGCAUUUUCCUCACUAAUCCGUUUUGGGUAUGCGGUAGAUUCUGCCCAGAUGGAAUUUUCAUCACAUGUAAAAUAUAUACAAUUAUAUGUAUGAAAAAUGUAUGCACUCACUAACUGUAAGUCGCUCUGGAUAAGAGCGUCUGCUAAAUUACUAAAAAUGUAAAUAUGAUUUUACAAUAAAAAAUAGAAUGAUAAAGCUGUAAAACAUUAUCCUCACUAUAACCCAUCAACUUAGUGAAUACCAUUGGUGUUUAAUAUGAGUGUUUCAGCAUAAAAUAUCUUAUUUUUACACACUUAUUUUACUAUGUCAAUAUAUCUUUGCUGUAAAUGUUUUGGUGCCAAACUGAUGGCAGUUGUGAAAAAAGUCAAUAGUUGGAAGAGUUGCAAAGUUAAUUGAAAAUAAUGACAUUGUUGAUUGAUGCUUUUUUUCAUUACUUAGGCAAUUUUCUCUUGAACCAUAUGGUCUAUCCACUAGAAACUCAUGGACACAAAUAUAAAAAAAAAGUAAUACUUUAUAUUAAUAUUUUGUUUGAUUGUUAUUCAAACACUUUAUUUUUUUUAUUAUUCAAGUAUAAAUGACCAUAUAUUGCCAUAGAUUACCCGUUAAUGACCAAAAAUUCUGAUUUACUUUGGUAAAUUACCAGUAGUUUUGCAACCCUAUAUUUAUGACAUUGAUCACUAUCCAGACUGGUUAGGCCUAGAAAUGUGACAACAAUGCAGGUGAAGAGGAUAUUUUAAAGUCUUCAUCGCCACACACCCAUUGUUGCAAGCAGUAAGGCUAGCGCCACAAUAAAAGGUGCUCUUGAGGCAUUAGCCAAACAUUCACACCUUUAUAGUUGACAAUGUCUAUUAACUGCCUAUUCAGAUUCACUCAGUAGGAAUCAGCUAUUUUACCUGCUAAUUUACCUACUUAUUACAUCUCAAUGGGAGGAAAAUAGCCAUUAGUAGUAAGGACCUAGAUUCAAGUGAUGGGUGUAUUGUGAACAAACAAAACAAUGCAAACAUUAUGUGAGUGUACACUGUGUGUUCACUGUUUUCACUUUGCUUGCAAUAUAUAUUCCCACGGGGGGCCAGUAUGAAAAAUUAAUUAUGUAUGCACUCACUAACUGGAUAAGAGCGUCUGCUAAAUGACUAAAAUGUAAAUAUGUGAGAGGGUUACUUUAGAUUAAUUCAUUAAUCAAUAGAUACAUGUGUAGAGCAGUAAGCAGCUGGAUGUGGUAAUGAUGGUGCCAUUACUGAUCCUUUGUGUUAUUGUUCUAUAGGCUCAUCUACUUUGGAGGGUAUGGAUGUAAAACCAUAAGAGAGGUCAACAACUCAAGGAACUUCACAGUCGAUGAAUCAUCCUGGGUAAAUAAACAAUAAAUAAACAAACAAUAUAAAUAUACAAGAAAUACACAACAUUUUCUACAGUUGUCUUAAUUUAUUUUGACAUUGAUACUGGAAUAUGUUUAUGUGAAUGUUUAUGGCAUAUGUUUAUGUUUUACUUGGGUGUUAUAACUCCUCAGGCAACGAUUGGGACGGCAUUCUUUAGGUUCUGGGGCUGGAACAGCGAAGUCAACGUUUUUGACACACACACUGCGACGUGGAAGGAACCUGAAACCCAUGUGAGUGUGUGUGUGUGGUACUACUAUAUUCAUGCGAAUCAAAUGAAAGGUCUUAUUAUUUUUACCAUAUCGCUAAUCAUGAUUUAAGUAUGAUUUUUUUUACUACAUGUCAUAGUAGCGAUUUACAUUGUAUAAGGGUCACUAACCCCAUCUUCCAUCACUAUGUAGCAACUAUCUUGUCACUUGUCUUCUGUUGUUGACACAUUGAUAAAACUCUUGAUGACACGUUCCCUCUUGGCUUCCUUCCGUAGGGUCAGACCCCGGCUCCUAGAGCCUCCCACACCGGCGCCACCCUGGGGGACAAAGGUUACAUCUGCGGAGGUCUGGUGAGUGGACCACCAUUAGAUUCCUGCUGUUUAUGGGUGGACUACAACAUCUCUUUGAACUUGGAUCUGCCAUCUUGAAAUCAACUCUGGUCCUUGUCUGCCUGAUUUGCUUUGAACAUCUUUAUAUCAGUGGUUGCCAACUGUAUUGACCUAUCAGGAGAAGAGAAAAGAAGCUGAUAAUGUGGCAUCUUGUGAGGAGGAUUGAGACUAGGAUUUGCUGAUGUUGACUGACUUAUAUCCCUGUGAUUUCAAAACAUUUCAUAUUUGUUUGAUUCGUGACAGGAGGACACAGCUUUGGACAUCCACUGUCUGGAUCUGGACACCUGGAUAUGGACACGGAUGUAAGCUCACUUACUCUCUAUAUACAGUAUGUGACAGACUGGGUUUGAACCUGGGUCUCUAGCGUGCCACAAGACUGUGUUAGAUCUAAUAUGUUUACACAACCUACAACACCACGGGCUCGUCUCUGUAACAACUUUUGACCUUGUUAGCAUGUGUUAAGUGUGUGUGUGUGUGUGUGUGUGUAAAACAUUCUGCAUUCCUCCAGUGACCUCCCCUCGUCUUUGGUGCCUGUGGGGCGUUCCAUGCACACCCUGACCCCAGUGUCUGACCACACCCUCUUCCUGUUUGGUGGGCUGAGUAUCACCGGUGAUUCUUUAAGUAAGUCCGAAGCUAGCCUGGAUAAAUCAGAUCGAGCGCUACGGUCACUUUUGUUUACCAGGCUAGUUGUCUAAAAAAAAGUGUUACUUAAUUGAAUCAACAAUUAGAUACAUUCAUUUUGUUUUUGAAAAUGUUUAAUGUUAUUUUUGUAAUCAAACCCUAAUGCAUUGUUAUGGGUGUAAUAAGGAUUCAUAACACCCCAUGGGUCCUUAUAGCACUUACGCCUUUCUAAAAUCCUAAAGUGCUUUUGUAAUCGCUCGUGGACAGUCAUGUAACAUAACUGGUAUUUUAGCAUCUGUCAACAGACUGUGGGAUGCGACGACUAACGAGGAACUUUGUUCCACUGCGCAGAUUUAUCACCACCGAUCAUUUGGAAAAAUCACAAUUUCGCAGGUGUUCGCAUCUUUUGAAUUUAGGAAGGGGAUGGGACAAUUGGCCCAUAGACUAGGCCGUGACUUGCAAAAAGAGGGGGGUGGAGCUACCACCUUGCUUCCGACCCACAUUCUAGUGUCUUUUCUAACAUGUCUGCACUCAGAACUUAAUCGAGCCUCUGACGCGUUACACAAGAUUUUAGUUCUGGGUUUCCGAGAUUAGUGCUUAUGUUAAGCAUUACAUAUAUUGAAGGUGUUUUGUAAAAAAUCUUAUACAUAUUCUUCCAUAUCUUUCCUUUAGGUGACGGAUGGGAGUUUGACACUCAGACAAAGACAUGGAGAGAGAUGGAUCACCUACACCACGACAAGCCCAGGUAGGGGAUGGCCAUCAAAAGCCACUGUGUGCAUAUUCUCACUGACAUUAGCCUAAUUUCCAGUAUCAGGACAUUUAUACAUUUACAUUUUAGUCAUUUAGCAGACGCUCUUAUCCAGAGCGACUUAGUUAGUGAGUGCAUACAUUAUUUUUUAUUUUAUUUUUCAUACUGGCCCCCCGUGGGAAUAGAACCCACAACCCUGGCGUUGCAAACGCCAUGCUCUACCAACUGAGCUACAUCCCUGCCGGCCAUUCCCUCCCCUACCCUGGACGACGCUGGGCAAAUUGUGCGCCGCCCCAUGGGUCUCCCGGUCGCGGCCGGCUACGACAGUGGCACAGCUAGCACUGCGAUGCAGUGCCUUAGACCACUGCGCCACUCGAGGACCAGUGGUUAUUAGCACCAGAGACGUUUUAAACCGAGAGACUCAACAAGCGAUACCUUCCUGUAAUGAUUACGAUGUUCCUGUGUUUUUUUAUUUCUUUAUUCGUUAGGUGCCACCAAUUAGUGAGCAGAUAUUUAUUUUAUUCAAAAAUACAACCAAAUAAUUGCAGCAUUACCGCAAAAAUGGAAGAGGAAAGUGGAAGGGGGAAAAAGUAAGGAACUUGUCUGUCGGCCCUGCAAUAAAGACCAUAAUUGGUUAAAGAACAUUGUGAUUAAUAAAAAAGUAUACCAGUUUAAUUUAAGGACCAAAGGAUUGACAAAAUAGUUGGGAAGAGAUUUAUGACGUACCAAUAGAAUGUUAUUUAUAUAGAGGAUACAAUCUUCCCAGCUCUGCAGAUUUUGCUGCGAAGAAACAGAAUCAUUAGAUCAUUUGUUUUGGUACUGUCCGUUUUGUAGCUUGUUUUUGGUCACAGGUCCAGGAAUGGCUGAAGAAUUGUAAUAUUUACCUGGAGCUAACCCUGCAGAUAGCACUACUGGGUGAUCUGAAAAGUCAGUCAAUCGAUCAAUAAUAUAAUAAUACUUUUAGCAAAAAUUUGUAUUUUCAAUUUCCAAUCAGUAAAAACAAUGAGAAUAGAAGAGUUCAGAACUUUUGUGAAACAUCACAGUACAGUUGAGAAAUAUAUGGCAAGUAGAAAUCCAACAUGGAUGGUGUUAGGAGAUAGAUGGGAGGGGUUAAAUGGAGCUGAAGAUUGGGACUAAUAGCAACAAAAUAACUAAUGUAAAACAUACUGUGUCCAUAAUAAGUAUAUACAGUUGAAGUCGGAAGUUUACAUACACUUAGGUUGGAGUAAUAAAAACUUGUUUUUUUCAACCACUCCACAAAUUUCUUGUUAAAAAACUAUAGUUUUGGCAAGUCGGUUAGGACAUCUACUUUGUGCAUGACACAAGUAAUUUUUCCAACAAUUCUUUACAGACAGAUUAUUUCACUUAUAAUUCACUGUAUCACAAUUCCAGUGGGUCAGAAGUUUACAUACACUAAGUUGACUGUGGCUUUAAACAGCUUGGAAAAUUCCAGAAAAUGAUGUCAUGGCUUUAGAAGCUUCUCAUAGGCUAAUUGACAUCAUUUGAGUAAAUUGGAGGUGUACCUGUGGAUGUAUUUCAAGGCCUACCUUCAAACUCAGUGUCUCUUUGCUUGACAUCAUGGGAAAAUCAAAAGAAAUCAGCCAAAACCCAAGAAAAAAAAUGGUAGACCUCCACAAGUCUGGUUCAUCCUUGGGAGCAAUUUCCAAACGCCUGAAGGUACCACGUUCAUCUGUACAAACAAUAGUAUGCAAGUAUAAACACCAUGGGACCACGCAGCCGUCAUACCGCUCAGGAAGGAGACGCGUUCUGUCUGCUAGAGAUGAACAUACUUUGGUGCGAAAACUGCAAAUCAAUCCCAGAACAACAGCAAAGGACCUUGUGAAGAUGCUGGAGAAAACAGGUACAAAAGUAUCUAUAUCCACAGUAAAACGAGUCCGAUAUUGACAUAACCUGAAAGGCCGCUCAGCAAGGAAGAAGCCACUGCUCCAAAACCGCCAUAAAAAAGCCAGACUACGGUUUGCAACUGCACAUGGGGACAAAGAUCGUACUUUUUGGAGAAAUGUCCUCUGGUCUGAUGAAACAAAAAUAGAACUGUUUGGCCAUAAUGACCAUCGUUAUGUUUGGAGGAAUAAGGAACAAGCCGAAGAACACCAUCCCAACCGUGAAGCACGGGGGUGGCAGCAUCAUGCUGUGGGGGUGCUUUACUGCAGGAGGGACUGCUGCACUUCACAAAAUAGAUGGCAUCAUGAGGAAGGAAAAUUAUGUGGAUAUAUUGAAGCAACAUCUCAAGACAUCAGUCAGGAAGUUAAAGCUUGGUCACAAAUGGGUCUUCCAAAAGGACAAUGACCCCAAGCAUACUUCCAAAGUUGUGGCAAAAUGGCUUAAGGACAACAAAGUCAAGGUAUUGGAGUGGCCAUCACAAAGCCCUGACCUCAAUCCUAUAGAACAUUUGUGGGCAGAACUGAAAAAGCGUGUGCUAGCAAGGAGGCCUACAAACCUGACACAGUUACGCCAGCUCUGUCAGGAGGAAUGGGCCAAAAUUCACCCAACUUAUUGUGGGAAGCUUGUGGAAGGCUACCCAAAACGUUUGACUCAAGUUAAACAAUUUAAAGGCAAUGCUACCAAAUACUAGUUGAGUGUAUGUAAACUUCUGACCCACUAGGAAUGUGAUGAAAGAAAUAAAAGCUGAAAAAAAUCAAUCUCUCUACUAUUAUUCUGACAUUUCACAUUCUUAAAAUAAAGUGGUGAUCCUAACUGACCUAAGACAGGGAAUUUUUACUAGGAUUAAAUGUCAGGAAUUGUGAAAAACUGAGUUUAAAUGUAUUUGGUUAAGGUGUAUGUAAACUUCCGACUUCAACUGUAGGUUGAGAACUUUUGUGAAAGAGCACAGUUUGGGGGAGGGGGGAGGGGGGGGAUAUGGCAUGUAGAGGCAAACCGGAUGGACAUCAUGAAAAUGAUAGGAGAGAUUGAGGGUAGAGGAAGUUCAGGAGUAAAAAGUAACAAAAUAGAAUCAUUGUAAAAUUGACUGUGUCCAUAAAAAGUAUAUAGUAUGUAUAAGAUGGAAGUAGUGGCAUAAGCGUUGUUAUUUACUCCAAUUAGGGGAGGGGUGGUGGGGUUGGAAAGUAAUAAAGGAAAAUAAAUGUAAAAAAAGAAGUGUGUGUGAAAAAAACAUGGGGGAUUGGAAGUGAUGUAGACAAUUACAUUGAUGGAAGUUACAAUCUAUCUGCAAUAUUAAAGCUGAUUACCCCCUAAGAGAAAAAUAGAUAUAUAAUUUUUUUUAUCUUCCAACACUAAAAGUUGUUGUCUGAACAUUGUGUACCUCCAUAGGUUGUGGCAUUCGGCAUGUCGGGGCAAGGAUAGUGAUGUGGUUGUCUUCGGGGGGAGCCGAGACUACGUCCUCCUGAUGGACUCGGUACGUAUAAGUCUACACUGGGGAAAAAUAAGUAUUUAAGGAUGCUUUUCACAUUCUCUAGCUUGAUAGAUGAUGUUUAACUGUUUUGUUUUAAAUCAAAUAAAAAAUGGGGGGGGGGGGGGGGGUCAAGAUGAGGAGGAGGAUUAUUUAAGAUACUGUUUGAAGAGGUAGGGUUUCAGAUGUUUUCAGAAGAUGGGCAGGGACUCUGCUGUCCUAGCUUCAGAGGAAAGUUGGUUCCACCAUUGUGGUGCCAGGACAGAGAAGAGCUUGGACUGGGCUGAGCGGGAGCUGCCUUCCCGUAGGGGUGAGAGGGCCAAGAGACCUGAGGUGGCAGAUCAGAACCUGAAGGUAGGGAGGGGCAGAUCCUCUUGCUGUUCCGUAGGUAAGCACCAUGGUCUUGUAGUGGAUGCGAGCUUCAACUGGAAGCCAGUGGAGUGUGCGGAGGAGCGGGGUGACAUGAGAGAACUUGGGAUGGUUAAACCAGGUGGGCUGCUGCGUUCUGGAUAAGUUGCAGGAGAUUGAUGGCACAAGCGGGGAGCCCAGCCAACAGCGAGUUGCAGUAGUCCAGAAGGGAGAGGACAAGUGCCUGGAUUAGGACCUGUGCCGCUUCGUGUGUGAGGUAGGAUCAUACUCUACGGAUGUUGUAGAGCAUGAACCUGCAGGAGCGGGUCACUGCUUUGAUGUUUGCAGAGAACGACAGGGUGUUGUCCAGGGUCAUACCAAGGUUCUUUGCACUCUGGGACAGUGACACUGUGGAGUUGUCAAUCGUGAUGGAGAGGUCUUUGAGCGGGCAGGCCUUCCCGAGGAGGAAGAGCAGUUCUGUCUUGUUGAGCUUGAGGUGGUGGGCCGACAUCCAAGUUGAGAUAUCUGCCAGUCACGCAGAGAGGCGUGUCGCCACCUGGGUGUCAGAAGGGGGGGGGGGGGAGAAAAUAAGUUGCGGGUCAUCCGCAUAGCAAUGAUUGGAGAGAACAUUUGAGGAUAUGACGGAGCCGAGUGACUUGGUGUAUUUAGAAAAGAGAGGGCCUAGAACCGAGACCUGGGGGACACCAGUAGUGAGAGUACGUGCUGCAGACAGAUCCUCUCCACAACACUUGGUAGGAGCGGCCUGCCAGGUAGGAUGCAAUCGAAGAGUGUGCAUAGCCUGAGAUGCCCAGCGCUGAGAGGGUGGAGAGGAGGAUCUGAUGGUUCACGGUGUCAAAGGCAGCGGAUAGAUCGAGGAGGAUGAGAACAGAGGAGAGAGAGAGAGUCAGCUUUGGCAGUGCGGAGAGCCUCUGUGACACAGAGAACAGCAGUCUCGGUUGAGUGACCAGUCUUGAAGCCUGACUGGGUAGGGUCAAGAAGAUCGUUCUGAGAGCGAUAACAAGAAAGUUGAUCAGAGACCGCAUGCUCAAGUGUUUUGGAAUGAAAAGAAAGAAGGGAUACAGGUCUAUAGUCUUUGACAUCAGAUAAGUGUUGGUUUCUUGAGGAGGGGAGCAACUCGGGCCAUUUGGAAGUCAGGGGGGACACAGCCAGUGGUCAGGGAUGAGGGAAGUGAGGAAUGGGAGAAGGUCUGGAGGAGGGGAUGGGGUCGAGCGGGCAGGUUGGCUGGCGCCCAGACCUCACUAGUCGCAGGAUGUCAUCUGGAGAGAGAGGGGAGAAAAAGGUCAAGGUGUAGGGUAGUUCUGUGUGAGUGAGACCAGUGGACUCAAUAGGCUGAAUUUCCUAGGGUUAGAGGCAGAAUCUUGAGAUUUAGAGUGGAAGAAAGUGCAUUUAGCAGAGGUAGAGAGGAGGGAGUGAAAGGAUGAUAGUUUAGUUUUCCUCAAUUUUCGCUCAGCUGCCCGCAGCCCUGUUCUGUAAGCUUGCAAUGAGUCACUCAGCCACGGAGCAGGAGGGGAGAGCCGAGCCGGCCGGGAGGAAAGGGGACAGUGUUAGUCAUAGGAUGCGGAAAGGGAGGAGUAAGGUCGAAGAGGCAGAAUCAGGAGAUGGAAGAGAGAAGGAUUUAGCAGAAGGGAGAGAUUAUAGGAUGGAAGAGGGGAGAGUAGUGAGAGAACAAAGAUUGUGACGGCGCAUGACCAUCUGGGUAGGGGCUGAGUGGUUAGGUUUAGAGGAAAGGGAGACCGAAAAGGAAACAAAGUAGUAAUCAGAGACCUGGAGGGGGGUUACUGUGAGAUUAGUAGGCAAGCAGCCUCUAGUAAAGAUGAGGUCAAGCGUAUUGCCUGCCUUGUGAGUUGGAGGAGAUUGGGAAAGGGUGAGGUCAAUGUCUAGGUCAAGAGGCAAGGAGGGGAAAUAGAGUUGGAAAUAAAUUAAUUGAAGGCAGAUGUCAGAAUGUUGAAGUCGCCAUCGUCAGGAAAUGAGCUUAUCAAGGUGUCAAGCUCAUUGAGGAACUCUCCAAGGGCACAUGGUGGGCGAUAGACGACAGUAAUGUUAAGCUUGAGUGGACAAGUGAGUGACAGCAUGGAAUUCAAAUGAGGAGAUGGACGAAAAGAGAAAAUCUCCACUUAGGAGAAAUGACUAGACCUGUGCCACCAUCGCAACGACCAGAUGCUCUCGAACUAUGAGAGAAAACAUAGUCAGAUGAAGAAAGAGCAGCUGGAGUAGCAGUGUUCUCUGGGGUGAUCCAUGUCUCCGUCAGGGCCAAAAAGUCAAGGGACUGAAGGGUAGCAUAUGCUGAGAUGAACUCUGCGUUCUUGACCGCAGAUCGGCAGUUCCAAACACUGCCAGAGACCCGGAAUUCCACAUGGGUUGUGCGUGCAGGGUACACUCAAUUAGGAGGGUUGCAGACAAGGGGUGGGGAGCGUCUGUAAAGCCUACAGGGAGAGGUGCGAACAGGUAUAGAAAACACACAUAGUUGACAAAGCUACAAAAGAGCAAAAUGAGAAUCUGUAAAUGACUAGGUAAGAUACUCAAGUGAGAGAGCGGUGUGAAGUCCUCCUCUCUUUCCUUGAAUAACUCCGCAGAACAGUCUUUGUUUCGGCGACGGUCUUAGUUUUGCGACAAAACUAGCAAAAUGACAGUAAUAGACCGACAGAUAAAGACAAAACAAAUUAUAUUUAUCACUCCUGGAGAUAUCAGGAGUCCUCUAGCUAUAUUCCAUACAAUAAAGAGCCUUGUCUAUUCAAGUGGCAAACAACAUUACAUUUCCUUGUGAAAUAUUUGAAAGGAGAAUGUAUUUUUAACCAAGCCACAAACACAAGGAAUGCUUUUUCUAUGGGGAAACUUCUGAAACGACACGUUUCUCAAACAGCCAUGGAUUAUGGCACACAUACCUUUUAAAACAUAUCGUUCCCUAUUUAACAUUUUGUUUAGGGGCCUUAUAAUCAUUCUCUAAGUAGACAAAACUUUAGCUGGUUUAGACUUUGUGACGCAAACAAAGCUCAAAUGGAGUUAAGGCGAUUUCCAACGCAACUGCUUAGGUGUGAGGUGGACUUGUAUGGACUGUAUGGAUCAUGAAUGGACUUAAAACAUGACCCAGCACAUAAGAACCUAGUCGAGCGACUGCAAUGUUUGGGCUUAGGCUUAAUAUGGUAUUGCCUCACUGGGGUUGUUAUGAUGUCACUACAUACCCUCCCUCCAUCAAUCCAUCCAUCCAUCCAUCACACUACUAUGUUACCAACCCUCUGCUUUCAGGUCAAUAUUUUGAGGUCUCCAUCACAGAACCACUGCAAAGAUGUUCUAGUCUUCCAGACCCAGCCAUACCCCCUCCUCAGGUAAGCCACACAUGUGUGCGAUAUAAAAACGAACCUGCCGAUAUACUGCAAAAGUAGCCUAAUGUAAAGAUGAGUCCAUAUCCCACGCCAUCGGUUGUGUAGGUCCAGCUAUACUCUCAAAUGAAUGGAAAAAAAUAAGUACUUCUAAUCUGGAAACGACAUGGUGCUUAUAUAUUUUCCUUUCAUUUUGGAUAGUGGCAUAUCAUAGCUGAAUCUACAAAAGAGGGCUUGGGACGUGGAGUUAUCUCAACAGGACCAAUUUUGAGGUCUGAAAACAACUGGCAAACUUUGAUUUUGGAUUGUGAUGUCUCUUUUUAAUAUGGGAAUAUACUCACUCGCCUUUGGUGUUAUAUUAUCAUUUUUAACCACUGAUACCAGGACAAAUCAGCAUAGCAAUAAUCUAGGAACAAUGCUACAUAAAGACAUACCGCUACAUAACUGUUGUACAUCUGUGACCACAGUAGUCAGCUGUGCAAGUGUGUGUGCGUGUUGGUCCAUUCCCAACCACACAUGACUAAGUGGUUUAACAAAGUCCACAGUGACCGUUUGAGCAUGUUGUGCUAUUUAUACUCCGACUUUGAUCCGAACGUUACUUGUUGCGCCAGUGUUUUAGUGUUGUGGGAUUUCGCUGUGCUUUACCACUGUGACGUAGUGCUGAUUUUUAUAAAGAGCUUAACCAAAAAUUAACCUUACUGUAAAUGUGCAAUAUAGAGAUUUGACAUGUUUAACAUGAAACAGUCAACUUAAAACCAACUAUUGAAGCCUUACCCAGAUAAAGAACAACACACUUUUUAGUUUCCAGCACCUGGUUUUCUGUUGAUGUUUUAACUAACCUGUACUUCAAUUUCUCUUUAUAGAUUAUGUGAAGACUGCAUAGGACGUAACGCUGAUGUUUUGCAAGAGCAGCUUUCAUGGCUGCCCCCCAAACUACAGGAGACUGUGGACAAGAGAGUGUCCUUCUUCAGGAUAGGCCCAAACCAGGAAAAUAAAAAACAGUUGGACCUGGUUUUAGAUUGACAGUAUAUUUACUUGAUCUAUAUAUUUUAGAUAUAUUACAGUAUACCAAUAUAUUACAUGACUUAAGUUUUAUUGACUGUUGUGUUUAAGUGUGGUAUUCUAUUUGUUUUUAUCUGAAAAACUUGUUAAUUUCACUUUUCUAAAGUUAAUUAGGAAAUGAGUCUCAUUGGUGCUUUAAACUGUCUUUUUCUAUGACCAUUCAGCUCUCCUCACACAGGUUUGAAUGGGAGAUGGCUACAGGUAGUAAGACCCUUGUAAAUAACAUUCUUUAAUUGGAUAUUUGGCAAAAAUAAGUGUUGUAAAUGCAGUUUUUUUUGCAAUUGAUGUACAAUCAUCAAUAGCAGCCCAAUUAACUUGACAAAAUGAAAACAUUGGAAAAUAAGGUUGUUGUAUUGUAUCUUUUAAUGUUGACUAAUAAAAUGUUGCUGAUUAAAAUGUUAUUGUUAGAUGUGCUCUAUUCAAAGCCUACUCUUUGGGUAGACUGGGUACCUGACUGGUUCUAUAUUCAACAAUGCUAGCUACAUAGGCUGUGUUUAGACAGGCAACCCGAUUCUAAUCAAAAGGCCAAUUAGUGAAAAAAAUGUCAGAAUUGGGCUGCCUG
Messenger RNA from Coregonus sp. 'balchen', 29387 nucleotides. NCBI's taxonomy places the organism in Eukaryota, Metazoa, Chordata, Actinopteri, Salmoniformes, Salmonidae. The record is from the annotation of a GenBank genome assembly.